AUGUACUCCUCCGCCAGCUUCCUCGGCGCCAUGCCCUCCUUCAUCCACCGCCUCGCCCGGCCCUUCACCUCCUCCGCGCGCCUCUCCCUCAACCCCUCCGAGGCCGCCGCCCUGCCCUCGGGCGCCCAGCGCGCCACCUUUGCCGCGGGCUGCUUCUGGGGCGUCGAGCACGAGUUCCGCAAGCACUUUGGCGGCGCCGAGAGGGGCCUGUACGACGCGCGCGUGGGCUACAUCGGCGGCGACGUGAGUAGCCCUAGCUACCGCGCCGUGUGCUCCGGCGAGACGGGCCACGCCGAAGCCACGCAGCUCACCUUCGACCCGGACAAGAUCACCUACCGCCAGCUCGUCGAGUUCUUCUACCGCUUCCACGACCCCACUACCCGGGACCGCCAGGGCAACGACCGCGGCACCCAGUACCGCAGCGGCAUCUUCUUCCACGACGCCGAGCAGGAGCGCGUCGCGAGAGAGGUCACGCGGCUCGCCGACGAGCAGUGGUGGCACGGCAAGAUCGCGACCGAGAUCCUGCCCGCCAGCCAGUGGUGGGACGCCGAGGACUACCACCAGCUGUACCUCGAGAAGAACCCCUACGGCUACGUGUGCGCGAGCCACUACGUCCGCCCGCUGCCGGACCUCAAGUAUUGA
Thyridium curvatum is the source of this 642-nucleotide messenger RNA. RefSeq lists its product as uncharacterized. The transcript is spliced from 2 exons. The coding region runs from base 1 to 642 and encodes 213 amino acids. Lineage: Eukaryota; Fungi; Ascomycota; Sordariomycetes; Thyridiales; Thyridiaceae. The record is from RefSeq and is a predicted model, not a curated record. Gene Ontology annotation, molecular function: peptide-methionine (S)-S-oxide reductase activity.